AUGGUUUCAUUCUCUCCGAAUACCUAUUUACGCUCAUUAUUCCAAGACCCACUGGCCCUGCUCACUUCUGCGCUGGCUACAAGCUCUGUGGCCACCAGGGGCAAUGUGCCAUCUUGUCCCAUAGACACGCCAUGGAGUUGUUCGAAUGACACUGUUGUCGGCGAUCUCUGUUGCUUUGAGUACCCUGGUGGAGUUGUGUUGCAAACGCAGUUCUGGGACUACAACCCUGCGAUUGGCCCAGACGAUAAGUGGACUGCGCAUGGACUGUGGCCGGAUAACUGCGAUGGCUCGUUUGAACAGUUCUGCGACCCGUCGUUAGAGGUUCACGAUAUUGCUUCUAUUAUCGAGGAGCACGAUCCGGCACUCUUGAAGGAGAUGUACGGCUUAUGGAAGGAUUUCCGUGGUGACGAUGCAAAUCUGUGGAAGCAUGAAUGGAACAAGCACGGUACAUGCUAUACAACGUUGAAGCCAACCUGCUACGGUGGCUCCAUAGAGAAGAACAAGAACGUCUUUGACUACUUCAACAUCACCAUGAACCUCUACAGACAACUUCCAACAUAUGAUUGGCUUGCAGAUGCUGGUAUUGUGCCAUCGGAAACAAAGACCUAUAGCAAGGAGGAGAUUCUCUCUGUGCUGAAAGAGAGAUCUGGUGCGGAGCCUUAUAUCAGAUGCGAUUAUAAAAACGCGUUCCAAGAAGUCUGGUACUUCCAUCACUUGAAGGGCUCUCUAUUGGGUGAAAACUUCACCCCUAUUGAUACGUUGACUAAUUCCAGAUGUGGUGCAACAGGCAUCAGAUACAUGCCAAAGGGUUCGUCAAUCACCACUUCGUUAUCACCUACUCGUACAUAUCCACAACCACAACCUACUGGCGACAAGAAUGCAGGAUUCCUUGUUCUCUCUGGUCAGCCUGGGUGUCUCAUCAAGAGUGGUAAAUGGUAUGUCAGUGGAACGUGUGCCACGUACAGACUCACACAGCUAACCACGGGCUCAUACACUCUGAAGAACAACGCAGGUUUGUGCACUUUAAAAGACAACACGUUCCAUUGUGGUGCAGACGUGAAGUCACCUUUCGAAUUCGACUAUGACGAAGAAUCAAAGGUCUUGAGUGCCAAUGGAGUGGAUACUUUUAGCGCAGAUAAAGUACCAACAAGGUUUGAGCAGGUGGACAUCAGCAAAGGACCAGGGAACGUUGAAUUCCAACUGAGAUGGAAGCCUAGAUGGUGA
Molecule: messenger RNA, 1224 nt
Organism: Williopsis jadinii
Lineage: Eukaryota; Fungi; Ascomycota; Saccharomycetes; Phaffomycetales; Wickerhamomycetaceae
Product: T2 family ribonuclease
Exons: 1
Coding region: 1-1224 (407 amino acids)
Biological process (GO): RNA catabolic process
Cellular component (GO): extracellular region
Molecular function (GO): ribonuclease T2 activity; RNA binding
Source: RefSeq, a predicted model, not a curated record